AUGGAUCACGAACAAGAAAGAGAAUUGAUUACAAAUGGUUCUGAGCCUUCAGGAAUGGAACUUCCUAUUACACAGGCCCCCAGAAGUGAAUUUGAGAUCACCGAAAAAGAACUUGUCUCGCAUCUCUUAACGCAAGUCCUUUAUUUGUAUAUGUGGAAUACUUUUUCAAGUACUCAGAAAUCUCAAAAACUUUAUUUUCAGAUAGAUCGUUAUGUAUUUCCUCUGAUAGAACCACACAGUCGACUGAGAGAACUAAUGGUUUUCAGUAAAAAGAAUUCAAUUGGUUCAGAAGUAGAAAAGGUCUUGCAAGAAUACGUUUUAGAAUUUUUUGUUAGACAUACUCGAGCAAUGAGCGAACUAUACACGGCUGAAAAUCAAUAUUUCUUUGAUUUUUUAUUUUCAAUAAGCAGUGUGGUGCUGGCUAUUGAUAUUACUUAUGAUUGCUUGUCAGUAGUUAUGAAUGCAGAAACUUGGAGUUAUGAGAAGGCUAUCGUUGGAACACUACAGCAUGUUGUUCUACCAAUAAUUGAAAGAUAUUUUGAUCCAUUAUUUACUACUGGAGAAAUUAAUGCUUUACUAGAAGGAGAUUUUCCUUUUAUAAGUUCGGAAAACACUAUGGAACUACAAACUAGAGAACAGUGUUCUCCUUUUUGGACAACAGCUGUCAUACAGAGUGUGAAAGAUGGCGUUUUGAAUGCUCGUCGUUUACGAGCUGGCAGUUAUGAUUACGAAGCACCAACCAAAUUUUCGGUUCAUUUUAAACAAGCUUUGAAAGUAGAGAAUGAUUAUGUGUUCAUUCCUGCUCAAAUAAUUAUGGCAAGUAUGGAAUAUGCAUGUAGGAAGUGUGCCAAAAGUAACUCCGUUAUCCUCUUUCGUGCAAUACAGGAAGAAAAUAAACUGCCAAACAUUUUCAGAAAUAUGGAGUUAGUGUAUACGGGAUCUGCUAUUCGUGAAAUGAUAUGUGAAUUGUAUGGAGCAACUCGUAUUACAGAGGACACCUCUUUGAUUCUUUCGUUUCGUAAAAGCCUCCGACUUCGUGGGUUCUCAGAUAAAACAUGCGAGGAAUGGACUAUUCAUAACAAUUCUGGUCAUCUCUAUGAAGUAACUAUCAAGCCAAAGGUAUUUUCUUUGUUAAAUUCAUGUUAUUUAAAAGAUCUGAUGUGGCCUUUUAACUUCUUGAUAGAAGAGAAUCUACUUCGCACCCUCAAUAUGUGCCUUUGUUUCAUGAUACGAUUGCUACAAGCACAUGACGCUUUGCUUUCAAUGCAAGCAGAUUUUAUCGCCGCAAAAAAAGUGGUCAAUAAUGAUUAUAGAUUAAUCCACUUAGUAUGUAGUAUCGCACAGCCGAUAUCUGCGAUAUCAGAAAUAUUUUAUGCACACUUGCAAACUAUGGUUUCGAAAAAAUUUGCUCUAGUGACUGCUUCGAAAAAUCUAGAAGAAGCACAGUCUCAUCUUAAAGACUUGGAUGCAGAACUUUACAAUUUAGUAAAAAAAUCAGAUACUACAACCCUCAUUCAUGAUGCUAUCGAAGCAUUGUGCUGUCGUGCAAGAGAACUCGAAUCGCGUUGGCGGAACAAUGACAUUACUUUAUCUGAUGUUCCCGAAUUAUUGAAAAUCGUACAACGAGAAAAGGAACUAUUAAUUGGUCUUGGUAAUUCGAUGCCGGGUACCAUAUUUGAGUAUCUUCAGCCAAUGCUGAUGUAG
This is a messenger RNA of Thelazia callipaeda (thelaziosis nematode), 1704 nucleotides long. NCBI's taxonomy places the organism in Eukaryota, Metazoa, Nematoda, Chromadorea, Rhabditida, Thelaziidae. The record is from the annotation of a GenBank genome assembly.